Messenger RNA from Hypanus sabinus (Atlantic stingray), 2110 nucleotides. It is a transcript of the gene timm23a, whose product is annotated as translocase of inner mitochondrial membrane 23 homolog a (yeast). Gene Ontology annotation, molecular function: transmembrane protein transporter activity. Gene Ontology annotation, cellular component: TIM23 mitochondrial import inner membrane translocase complex; mitochondrial inner membrane. The transcript is spliced from 7 exons. Gene Ontology annotation, biological process: protein import into mitochondrial matrix. The record is from RefSeq and is a predicted model, not a curated record. The coding region runs from base 108 to 755 and encodes 215 amino acids. Lineage: Eukaryota; Metazoa; Chordata; Chondrichthyes; Myliobatiformes; Dasyatidae.
GUGUCGCGCGGAUGCUGGUUGCUAUGGUCUGAACGUUCGCUGUGUGAACUUCGGCAGUCGGUGACGGAACUCUUUUCGUCUUUUAUUCCGUUUCGAUAUAUUUAAAAAUGGACAACUCAGGAACCGGCGGAGGUUUGCGGGCCGGCUUCGGUCUUUUCGGUGGCGGUGGUGCGGGAGCAGCAGGGAGCUCAGUAGCUGAUUAUUCUCAGCCCGACCUUUCCCGUGUCCCUUUGACUGGGAUGAGCCCUUUGUCUCCAUAUUUGAACCUUGAUCCUAGAUAUCUGGUCCAGGAUACUGAUGAAUUUAUAUUACCAACAGGAGCAAAUAAGACGAGAGGAAGAUUUGAGCUGGCAUUUUUUACAAUUGGUGGCUGCUGUAUGACUGGUGCCGCUAUUGGUGCAGUAAAUGGCUUGCGUCUGGGCUUGAAGGAAACGCGGGAUAUGGCUUGGUCAAAACCUAGAAACGUUCAAAUCCUGAAUAUGGUCACACGGCAAGGAGCUUUGUGGGCCAACACGUUGGGCUCCUUGGCUCUCUUAUACAGCACAUUUGGUGUUGUGAUUGAAAAGGUUCGAGGUGCAGAGGAUGACCUGAAUACAGUGGCAGCGGGGACCUUAACUGGCUUGCUAUACAAAUCUACAGCUGGACUUCGUGGAGCUGUACGGGGAGGAUUUAUUGGCUUCACUCUGACUGGACUCUAUGCUCUCUAUAACAACUGGGACCAUAUAAAGGGUGUAUCUGUGCGACAUUCCCUCUGAGACUGCACUAUGGGAAUUCUGUGGGAAGAGCCAAGAUGGACAUCUGAAUAGGAAAUAAGUACAGUAAAUGACUUGAUCUUUUAAAAAGUAUAUAUUAAAUGCCACUUUAUCCUUUUUUGAGAUUUGACAUGGAAGACACUCACAUUGUGAGUGAAUUGUAUUGUUCUUUUGGUUGAUUGAUCCUAAUCUUACUGUGACACUGAGGUGAGCAGAGUCUGCAGAAAUAACAAACUCCCCUCAAGCACAGCUCUCAGAUUGGCAGCAAUCCCAAAUAGAAUGGAUCAAUGUAGAAUGAUUCUUGGGUCACAAGCAGUGGGAUAAUUUAUUAAUUAAUCAAACCUUCCAUCAGCAGAAACUGAAGACUCCACUAGCAUGAAUAGUGAUUCAAUCAGACAUUGGAUCAGAACCUCCACACCUGAGGAAUCUUCAGGCCAUUUCAUUAUGUUCCUCUUAAUUUGUUUUCAAUAUCCAGCUUUGUAAUGAUGUCUAAACUCAAGUUAUCGAGGUACCGAUUUAUUAUGGGUAUCUCAGCUUCUGCACAACAUUCAUGCCUUUACUCAGUGUGUCUGAUCUAUGAGCAACAACCUUGUGGAUUGAACUGGUUGUUCACCAACUGUUCUGCUGAUUCCCCAUGCAGCAAAUUAGAUUUUUAUUCAAGUGAUUUGACAAAUACUUAUGGCAAGAUAGCUAAUUAGAUGGUUUUCUUUUACUUCCUGUAUUGUGCAGCACACUCUGAAAAUGGAUUAGCUAAACUCCUUACUUUAUUAUAUAGCCCAACUUUGCCCCAUGUUGUGCCUGGUAAAAAAAAGUUUCAUGCUCAUAAAUUUUUGUGGGAAUGUCAAGGUGCCCCACCUUCUGGUCUAAUUUGCCAUCACUUCAGAUUCAACAAUUUUGUCCCAACAAAGCAAACUUCACAUACCAUUUGUUAUAUUGAUGUACUUCCCAUGAGAUAAAGCUAUAUAAAUACUUGCUAAUUAUGUACAUGGGCAUGCUUUGGAAAAAUCUUCGAGCAAUAGUUGUGAAGAAAAUAAAAUUGGGGCCUGAAAUGGAAUGAGAAAAAUAAGGUGCCUGAAAAUAAAGUUGUUCAGAAUGAGUAUCAAAGAGGGAAGCUUGUCAUUGAUCUGUUAAUCACUUGUAAAAUAUUGGAGAAAUCCAAGAAAAGGUCCACAAGGACUCUGCUGGAAAAAUAACUUGUGAACUGUUCCUUUAAUUAUUACUUGAGUUACUUGGGUCAAAGCUGCCACCCUUUUAACUGUUCUAUUGUAUUUUUUUAGACAAAUGUAUUCUAUUGGAGGAAUCUAGUCACAAACUGUAUGGCAAGCACAGAACAAAAUAAAGGAAAGCUAUUUAUUGUG